This is a messenger RNA of Malassezia pachydermatis, 1659 nucleotides long. RefSeq lists its product as hypothetical. The coding region runs from base 1 to 1659 and encodes 552 amino acids. The record is from RefSeq and is a predicted model, not a curated record. NCBI's taxonomy places the organism in Eukaryota, Fungi, Basidiomycota, Malasseziomycetes, Malasseziales, Malasseziaceae. Gene Ontology annotation, biological process: protein geranylgeranylation; vesicle-mediated transport; small GTPase-mediated signal transduction. The transcript has a single exon. Gene Ontology annotation, molecular function: GDP-dissociation inhibitor activity. Gene Ontology annotation, cellular component: Rab-protein geranylgeranyltransferase complex; nucleus; cytoplasm.
AUGCACGACGACAGCAACGACACGGAUCAUUUCGAUGUGCUUGUGCUAGGCACGGGCGUCACAGAAGCCGUCCUUUCCGCGGCGCUUAGUCGCGCGGGGAAGAAGGUGCUACAUGUCGAUCCCAAUAUGUACUAUGGCAGUGACUGGGCGAGUCUUACGCUCACGGAGCUGGCACAGUGGGCCGCGACGCAGCCGCAUACUACACUUACCUUCCCACGGUAUGAGGGUGACGAGAGGAACGACAAAGGCGUGCCAGUUUCGCUCCAGGAGCUCGAUCGACAUUACGCGCUCUCAGUUCGUCCGGCGCUCCUGCCUGCCCAGGGCCCCAUGAUCGAGGCCCUCAUUCGUUCCAACGUCGCGUCGUAUGCGACGUUUCGACUUCUAGGACAGACAGGCGUGUACACGGGCGAUCACCUCCAGCGUGUACCUAGUAGCAAGUCGGACAUUUUCCGCGAUAAGCGCAUUUCUCUCGCGGACAAGCGGCGGCUUAUGCGGUUUCUACAGUCGGCCACGCAACCGUCUGACGCUCUUCCGUCCAGCGAGAAGCGCAUGCAUACGCUCCUUCACGAGACCAUGGGUCUAAAUAAGGACUUGACCUCCGCUGUGAUGUACGGUGUCUCCCUGUGUUGGGACGCCGACGAGCCGGCGGCGCAUGCGAUGGAACGCACACGGCGCAUCCUUCAAGGCCUGGGUAGGUACGGCGAUGCAGCCUUGCUUGUGGGUCAGUAUGGCGGCGCAGGCGAGCUAGCCCAGGGCUUCUGCCGCUCGUCUGCGGUGCAUGGCAGUGUCUUUGUAUUGGGACGCCCUCUUACGUCGCUCACCUCUACGUCGACGUGGACGUUGCGUCUCGACGAUAUACCCACGACAUUUACUGCGGAAUGCGUCGCUGCGCCUUCGACGUUCGCCACGUAUGGGAUGUCCAAUGUGACGUUAAAAGCGGCCUACUGGAACCAUGUAGCUCUCCUUGUCUCGGACGCUCCUAUCGACUGGGCGACGCAUUUGCCGUCGAUCGCGCGUCGCGACGACGAGGAAGGGGAGGCGCCGCCCGACGAGCUGGAGACGGCUCUGCUUGUAUUUCCGCCAGAGACAAUGCGCACCGAGCAUGCUGUCAUGGUGCUUGUCCAGGGCGAAGGCACGUUCGCGUGCCCCAAGGGCCAGUAUGUGUACGCACUCACGACGUAUGCGCAGGCCGGGACGUCGGCGAUGGCAUGCUUACGCCCCGCUGUGGACCGACUCUAUACCCUCUUGACCGUGCAAAAGCCUUGGCUGGUAUCGCUGUACACAUCUCAUCCCAUCUACGAGCAAGGCGACUUAUCGAAGGCGACGUGGAUCGAUACUUCGGCGCCAUGGACUCGUACGCCUGGCCUGCCACGCACAUCCUUGUGCUUGGACGAAGUGGAUGUGCAUACGCAGCCCAUUCCCAACCUAACUGAGUCGCUCGACUUGUGUGUCGAGGCGGCCGAGCGCGCGUUCUGGCGGAUCGUUGGCCCGUCGCUCGAAGACGAGGCUCGGGCCGCCGCACAGGCGCGAGCACGGCUGCAUGACCCUGCUGAAUACCAAGGACGCGGCGGCGUAGAACCUGCAAUGACAGCAGCUCCGAUCACAGCGCCGUUGGAGUUCUUUGCGCCGCAGUCGCAGCCACAGGACGAGCAAGUCUAG